Nezara viridula (southern green stink bug) is the source of this 1485-nucleotide messenger RNA. NCBI's taxonomy places the organism in Eukaryota, Metazoa, Arthropoda, Insecta, Hemiptera, Pentatomidae. The record is from the annotation of a GenBank genome assembly.
UUUCAGAUUAUGGCUUCUGAGAUAGCUUCUCGUAACAUUUUAGCCAAUAUUAAGACUGCCUACCUAUCGAAGAUGUUGUCGAUGGAGAUUGAUUGGUAUGAUAAAUCACAAGAGCAGUAUGUCAAUAUUCUGUCACAUGACUUGCAGAAGAUGUCGAUCUUAUUUGACAGUAAAAUGAUGAAUGUAGUUGAAACGGUUGCAGUAAUAUUUUUCGGUUUCAUAGCCGGCCUUCUCCUUUCUUGGAAGGUUGCUCUUUUGACCCUUGGAACUAUGACGAUUACUAUCUUGAUAACGUACUUAAUACUGAAAGAAUCAAAAAAGAAGGAAAAACCACAGCAAGAGUACAAUAGAAAAUGCACAAAAAUUGCUUCUGAAGUACUUGGAAACGUUCGUUCAUUUGCUGCAUACAGUGGAGAAUAUAAAGAAAUCGAAAGGUACAAGAGUUCAUUAAAAAUGGCCAAUAAACAUCGCUUAAAGCAUGCUACAGUGAUCUCUGCUGGAAAAGCAUUCAACUGUUUCGCUUUAUGCAUUUGCUAUAUUGCCGCCUAUUACUUUUCUCUUUUGAUAGCACAAAUGUAUGCUAUACACAACUGCACUUACUUGCUGGGUACAAUAUCUAACCUCAAUGUGGCGAUAGAUUCAGCGUACAGGGUAAUGAGGUUCCUCGAUUCUGAAUCGAACUACAAUAAAUCUAUCGAACAAGGAAUCGAACCUGACACAUUUAAUGCUGAGGUAUCAUUCAGAAAUGUUCAAUUCUUCUAUCCGUCAAGCUUAAAUAGAAAGGUGUUCCAUGAUUUGACAUUGGACAUUGAAUCUGGAAAAGUCACAGCAGUUGUAGGAACUAGUGGUGCAGGAAAAAGUACGAUUGUAAGCCUGAUUUCACGCCUUUACGAUGUUGCUGAUGGGCAGAUCCUUAUUGGAGGAGUGGAUAUAAAGAAGUUGAAUGUCAGUUGGUUGAGAAAUCAAAUUGGUGUCGUGGGACAGGAACCAACGCUCUUCGAUACUUCCAUUGAAGAGAACAUCAGAUAUGGAAAAACUAAUGCAUCUCUGGAGGAGAUUGUCGAAGCAGCGAAGAUUUCUUACGCUCACGACUUUAUAGAGAAAUUACCUUCAGGCUACGCUUCAAUUGUUGGAGAGAGUGGUAUAAAACUAUCUGGUGGUCAGAAACAGAGGAUCGCCAUAGCGAGGGCCAUCGUCCGGAAGCCAAAACUGCUCCUCCUGGAUGAAGCCACUUCUUCGCUAGAUUCUCAUUCAGAAGGCAUUGUACAAGAAGCUCUUGAAAAUGCCAUGCGUGAUAGGACUACAGUGAUCAUAGCUCACAGAAUGUCCACUGUGAGGAUGGCAGAUGUUAUAUAUGCAAUGGAAGAAGGACGUGUCGUGGAAAAAGGCACCCACAAUGAGCUGAUGGAACUUGGAGGAUAUUACUACUCAUUAGCCAAGAUUCAAGAACUUGAGGAAAAGGACCAAAUUGUUACAAUAAAGUAA